This is a messenger RNA of Eublepharis macularius, 2765 nucleotides long. Its product is annotated as sulfotransferase 1C1-like. NCBI's taxonomy places the organism in Eukaryota, Metazoa, Chordata, Lepidosauria, Squamata, Eublepharidae. The record is from RefSeq and is a predicted model, not a curated record. The coding region runs from base 1 to 1365 and encodes 454 amino acids. Gene Ontology annotation, molecular function: sulfotransferase activity. Gene Ontology annotation, biological process: sulfation. The transcript has 8 exons. Gene Ontology annotation, cellular component: cytoplasm.
AUGGCUGUGACCAGUCGGCGCUUGGUGCUUAUUGUGAUAUCUUUGCAUUUCCGGAUUGAAUCCAUGCUGACCAUUGCUGAGCGUCAACCUGCAUAUCACAGGUUGCUGAUUGUUCUGCCACCAACCUUUACCCCAAUGUUCAUCUCAUCCAGGUUGAGCUUCCUCAUGAUUACUUCUGCGUAUAAGUUGAAGAGGAAUGGGGAGAGAACACAGCCUUGUCUGGUGCCUUUUCUGAUCUUAAACCAAUCUGUGUCUCCAUAUCUAGUUCGUACUGUCGCAUCUUGGAACAGUUUGGCGUUCCAUGGUGGGAGUAGCUCAAUAGGCUUAGCACCGUUUUGGGAGACCCCAGCUGACACUGUAUUGUACAUAUUGAGCUGGUUCCAGACCCCAGCUAUCAAGGAAUAUUCUUCUUCAAAAGAAAUCCAAGCAACUGUGAAAAGAUUUGUUCUUCCUCUUCACGAAAAGAUGAAAGAUAUAAAAGUUGACUGGAAAGUGACCCGUUUUGAAGUUGCUGAGGUGGAUGGGAUUCCUCUUACCAAAAAAAUGUGUGAAAUGUGGGAUAAAACCUGGGCUUUCCAAGCCAGACCUGAUGAUCUUCUCAUAGCAACUUAUGCAAAGGCAGGUACAACAUGGACUCAGGAGAUUGUAGACUUGAUCCAACAUGAGGGAGACACUGAGAAAUGUAAACGUGCUUCCAUUUAUGAACGUCAGCCUUUUAUUGAAUGGUUUUUGCAUGAAAGUUUACCCUUGGGCCGGGAACUAGCUGAAACAAUGCCCUCACCAAGGACACUGAAAACUCAUCUUCCUGUUCAGCUUGUACCACCAUCCUUUUGGGAGCAAAACUGUAAGAUCAUCUAUGUGGCAAGAAAUGCUAAAGACAACGCAGUGUCUUACUACCACUUCCAUAGGAUGAAUCAAAUUAUGCCUGAGCCAGGAACAUGGGAGGAGUUUCUUGAGAAAUACAUAGCUGGAAAAGUGCUCUGGGGCUCCUGGUAUGAUCACGUAAAAGGAUGGUGGAAGGCAAAAGAUAAUUACCGUAUUCUCUACCUCUUCUAUGAAGACAUCAAGGAGAAUCCAAGACGUGAAAUCCAGAAGGUGAUUCAAUUCCUGGAAAAGGACUUGGAAAAUGAUGUUCUAGAUAAGAUCAUCCAUUAUACACAAUUUGAGAUCAUGAAAAAUAAUCCUAUGGCAAACUACACUACUGUGCCUCCAGAGAUACUGAAUCAUAAAAUCUCCCCAUUCAUGAGAAAAGGAGCUGUUGGAGACUGGAAGAACCAUUUUACUGUAGCACAAAAUGAGAGAUUUGACGAAGACUACGAGCAGAAGAUGGCAGGAACUUCUCUAACUUUCCGCAUGGAGCUUUAAGGAAGAACAGAUUCUUCAUUAUAGCAAUAUUAUACCACCACUAGCACCCCAUUACUUCUACAGAAUUUAUUUAUAAUACCAUAAUUUAAAAUAUUUCUAUCCUGCGUUUCCAGUAAAUCAUGUUCCAACUGUGGCUUCAUACUUUCUGGUCAUGAUUUCUUUUAAGAUUUUAUGUAGACAAGCAUCAAAAAACUUUUCUUUUAAGCUUGUAGUCGUAAUUAUAAUUCAUUCUUAAUUUCGAAUUAUUAUUUAUUUAAGAGUAAUUCUCAUGGACUAACAACAGUAAAUGUGUUUAGGUAGCUCACACUUAAGGACCCAACUGCAUUCCAAGCUAAAUUCUGUUAUAUGCAGCUGCCCAGCUCUAUUGAUCCUGUAUACACUAGAUCUGUUCCACAUUAGAAGUACAUCCUGAGGUCAUACACAGUUGGAUUAUUCUGAAGCAAUAGGCAGCACAAUCCUAUGCAUAUUUACUCAGAAUCAUAGACUCAUGGGGUUGGAAGAGACCUCUAGGGUCAUCUAGUCCAACCCCUUGCACAAUGCAGGAAAUUCAGAGUUCUCUCCUCCCCUCCAUACACACACACACCCUUACUGCAUGCCCAGAAGAUGGCAAAACAUCAUCAGGAUCCCUAGCCAAACUGGCCUGGGGAAAAUUGCUACUUGACCCCAAGGUUGCAAUUGGCCUUACCCUAGGCGUGUAACAAGGGGCCAAGACAACUAAGCACUGGUGUAACCCUUCCUGCCCUCCAUCUCAUGAUCUGCCUGGUUCACAGAAUAAGUAUUGCUCUCAGAUGGCUAUCUAGUCUCUGCUUAAAAACCUUCAAAGGAGAGCUCAUCAUCUCCCGAAGAAGCCUGUUCUGCUGAGGGACCACCCUGUAAGGAAGUUCUUAUGUUUAGCUGAAAACUCUUUUGAUUUAAUUUCAAAGUAAGAAGUAAGUCCCAUUGAGUUCAAUAUGUUUUACUUCCAAUGUGGAUGGGAUUGUAAUCUGGAUUGCCCCUUUUCUCCACUUCCAUUCAGUAUUUCCUAAUUUCUUCUUUAUUUCAUGUUAGACCUUCUCUUUUUGUCUACUCACUCCACUUUCUCCUUUCCUAAAAACAAUGCUUAAUUUGAACAAGGCUUUCCAGCACACAACUCCAGUAUUUCUUUCAUACUAGAGUUUAGCUUGGAUAGAUUAGAUAAUGGGAAUAUGAAUUUGAGACCUGGCAUGUCUCUAGUAAUCAUAGCUUGUGAGAAAGACAGGAGAAGAUACCAAAAUGCAAGAGCAGAACUGUUUCAUCCCCCACCCCACUUCAAGAUGGGCUCCAGAAAAUCUUGCUGGCCUUCUAUUUUGUAAAUCCUUCUGCACCACUAUGCACUACGUUAAUUUGUUGUUUCCUUAAACCAUUGCUUUUACAAAAAUGUA